This is a messenger RNA of Bombina bombina (fire-bellied toad), 1952 nucleotides long. RefSeq names its product nucleosome assembly protein 1 like 1 (gene NAP1L1). Gene Ontology annotation, molecular function: histone binding; chromatin binding. The transcript has 16 exons. The coding region runs from base 142 to 1290 and encodes 382 amino acids. Lineage: Eukaryota; Metazoa; Chordata; Amphibia; Anura; Bombinatoridae. Gene Ontology annotation, biological process: nucleosome assembly. The record is from RefSeq and is a predicted model, not a curated record. Gene Ontology annotation, cellular component: nucleus; chromatin.
GCGCGAGCGGCGGGAUCUACGCUCCCUCUUAUUUUUUUGCCGCCAUCCAAAAGGGGCGCUUCCUCUUUAUCUCUCAUCCCCGGGCCCCCUGAGCGGUGGCGGAUUUCUUCAUCUCUCCUGCCCGGUAUUAGAAAGCCGAAGAUGGCAAACAUAGACAACAAAGAACAGGCUGAACUUGACCAGCAAGAUAUGGAAGAUGUCGAAGAAGUAGAAGAAGAAGAAACUGGAGAGGAGGCAAACAGCAAAGCAAAACUGACAGCCCAGAUGAUGCAGAAUCCCCAGAUACUAGCUGCUCUUCAGGAACGCCUGGAUGAUCUUGUUGGAACGCCAACAGGUUACAUAGAAAGCUUGCCAAAAGUAGUCAAGAGAAGAGUUAAUGCACUUAAGAAUCUUCAAGUAAAAUGUGCGCAGAUAGAAGCUAAAUUCUAUGAAGAAGUUCAUGAGCUUGAGAGAAAGUAUGCUGCUUUAUAUCAGCCCCUUUUUGAUAAGAGAAGCGAUAUAAUAAAUGCCACAUACGAGCCCACAGAGGAAGAAUGUGAGUGGAAAGUUGAUGAAGAUGAAGCAAUUUCAGGAGACUUGAAAGAAAAAGCAAAACUUGAAGAGGAGAAAAAAGAUGAAGAAAAGGAAGACCCCAAAGGAAUCCCUGAGUUUUGGCUGACUGUGUUUAAAAAUGUUGAUCUCUUAAGCGACAUGGUCCAGGAGCACGAUGAACCUAUUUUAAAACAUUUGAAAGACAUAAAAGUAAAGUUUUCUGACGCUGGCCAACCUAUGAGCUUCACUUUAGAAUUUUACUUUGAGUCAAACGAUUACUUCACAAAUGAGCUGUUAACAAAGACCUAUAAAAUGAGAUCUGAGCCUGAUGAAUCUGAUCCCUUCUCUUUUGAUGGUCCAGAAAUUAUGGGCUGCACAGGUUGCCAGAUUGAUUGGAAGAAAGGAAAGAAUGUCACAUUAAAAACUAUAAAGAAGAAACAAAAGCAUAAGGGUCGGGGCACAGUGAGGACUGUUACAAAAACUGUUCCUAAUGAUUCAUUCUUCAAUUUCUUCAGUCCUCCGGAAGUACCUGAAAAUGGAGAAUUGGAUGAUGAUGCAGAGGCUAUACUCACUGCAGACUUUGAAAUUGGGCACUUUCUUCGUGAACGAAUCAUACCUCGUUCAGUGCUAUAUUUUACUGGUGAAGCUAUUGAAGAUGAUGACGAUGAUUAUGAUGAAGAAGGCGAGGAAGCAGAUGAUGAGGAGGGAGAAGAGGAGGCAGAUGAAGAAAAUGACCCAGAUUAUGAACCUAAGGUUUAAAUGAUGUCUGUAGAAUUCUUGCCCUGGAAAGGUCAAAAUCCAGCAGAAUGCAAACAACAAUGAAGCAGUGUGUAUGUGGCCUUGAGGAUUACCUGCACUGUAAUAAAUUAAACUAUUAGUUACUUACAGCCUUAUGUUUUGUAUCUUGGUAGAAUUACUUCAAUUUUUGUUAAAAAAACAAAUAAAAUUAAAACAUGUAAAAAUCUGUUAAAAUAGUAACAUCAUUCAACCUAGCGUUUUAAUAGUGUACUUCAGACAUUGGUAAGAUGCAGCAUGAUCAGUUUCAUAGGUUUUUCCGGUUAUUGUGAGGUCUCUUGCCAUGUAACUAUUCAAAUACAGAUAUAAAGAUUUUUAAAGAUUCCUAAGAUAUAUUUAGAGAUUCCCUUCAAAACCAAAGUAAUUUCAGUCCAGUAGUUAAAGGUUAAAAUCUGCUUGCAAUAGCUGUGCCUUCAUUUGUUCUAGAAAUGCAGUAAUAACCUUGGAAAUGGUACAUUUCAGACUAAACUUGCCUAUCAAUUUCCAAUCAGACCAUGUCCAUUGCUCAUCUGCUUGUUUAUGCUAUGGGUUUUUGUAUUUUAUGUGACUGUGACAAAAUUCUAAUGGUCAACGUAAUAGGUUCUUGUUUACCACUGGGGUGUGAAUAAAACCUAGUAUUUUCAGAA